AGUGCAAAAAAAAACUACUUCAGUGAAACAGCGAAGUAAGGAUGACUUCACAAGUCCCUAAUUAUCUUUUUAUGGGGUAGCCUACUAACGAUUAAAUAACGAUAGUCAACUUGUUCUAGAGGGCCGUCUACCUAAACUGCCGCUGCGGGCGAAUCGCUUCUCAAAGUAUCGCAAUGUCGUCAGGAGUUCGCGAAAGUGUCAAGGAUUACUACGGCUCGCGCCUGGAAACUUCUGCAGAUCUGCAAACAAAUGCCACAACUUGUACCUUGACUUCCAUGAACAAGAGUGCCUGUAAUGCCUUGAAACUAGUCCACCCUGACGUAGCCAAAAGGUUCUUCGGCUGUGGAGUAGUGAUUCCAGAGAAGCUGGAGGGGUGUAAAGUCUUGGAUCUGGGCAGCGGGUCCGGACGCGACUGCUACAUCAUUAGCAAACUAGUUGGGGAGCAUGGCCAAGUCACAGGCGUUGACAUGAUCGAAUCCAUGAUCUCUGCCUCACAGAAGUUUAUCCAGUACCACCAGGAGAAGUUUGGAUAUGAGAAACCAAACAUUGCUUUUGUUCAAGGCUAUUUGGAGAAGCUCGAUGAGGCUGGGAUUCAAAGCAACUCCCUGGAUGUGUUGGUGUCUAACUGUGUGCUAUGUCUGUGCCCUGACAAACGUGCAGUGCUGGCGGAGGCCUUCAGGGUCCUGAAGGAAGGAGGAGAGCUCUACUUCAGUGAUCUGUAUGCCAGUGAAGUUGUGCCAGAAUCCUUCAAAGAAGACCCUGUUUUGUGGGGUGAAGGAAUGGGUGGCUCCCUCUUCUGGCAGGAUUUCAUAUCGCUGGCAAAGGAGGUCGGCUUCAGCACCCCCUAUCUUGUGGCCGGCAGUGAAAUCGUGGUUCAUAACGCUGAGCUUGUGAAAAAAGCAGGCAGUGUUAAAUAUGCAUCUGGAACAUACCGGCUCUUCAAGCUUCCCCAGACCAUCUUGGACAAGAAGGCCUUGGUGACCUACAAGGGAACUGUGGCCGAUAAUCCAGAGGAGAUGUGCUUUGAUGCUGCACAUUCUUUUAAAACAAACGUUGCCAUGGAGGUGGAUGGGGAGAUGGCCACUGUACUGCAGAGUUCUCGUUUCUCUUCAGACUUUAACAUCCAGAUGUUGGAUACUCAUCAUCAAGCACCCUCAAAGUACUGCCACCUCAGUCCGUUCCUGCUGGCGUGUAAACUGGGGGCUUCUAUGAAGCAGUGUUCCAAGAGGGAAGCCGCCAGGCGAGCGGAUGAUGCGGCCAGCGGAGCAUGUGAAGGGAGUGGGAGCACUGGAGGCUGUGGACAGUAGACCGCUGAGCCACGCGGUUAGUCAGGCAGCUACAUAUACACAGGGCUCGAGUUGAAGGGGGGUGGUAUCCCUUCUUCACAUAUUGUGUUAAAAUUGCACUUUUAAUCAACUACAUUUUCAUUUCAACUUUUCAUUUUAUCAACUGCAUUUUUUUUCUCUGGGGAGAAUCCCCCGAACCCCCAAUAAUCUGAAUCCUUAUCUGACCAUCCCCUCUGCUUUGGUUUUACAACUUGAGCACUGCAUAUACAGCACCGUAGGGUGCAAGUUAUUUCUACAGACUUGUGUCCUUUCCUCCGUCGUAUAUCCAACACUAUGUCCUUGUUGUCAUCUUGGGUUAUAAGUCAGUUUUACAUUGAUCUAACAUUCAUUCAUCUAACAUUUAACAUCCACAUGUGCGCUAUCAACAAAUAACACUUGUUGGACUUGUAAUUUCUUGUCCAGAUAUACGUACGUAUCACGUUUUUAGUUUGAAUGUGUGUGUUCAAUAUAAAACUGUCUUUGACCAAGUCAACAAUGAGGACAGAGAACAAAGGAAAGGAUGCAAGUCUGCAGAAAUUACUUGCACCCAUAUGGUGAGAAACUAUGGUAGCUUUGUACAGUAGGGCGCAUACAAUUACAAUCACCGCCUGUAGUGUAGCUAGCAGUGAGUGGGAGUUCAAAUGGUACUUUAUCACAGUAGAGGCCUCUCUCCGUAAUCAUUAGGUAAUUACAGUAGAUCAUUAGGUGUGAUAAAGAUGUUAAAACUGUAUAUGUUUAAUGUGGAACUUUAGCCAAUAUAGCACUGAAAACAGUUUUUUAAAUAUUUUGAAUUCCAACAAUUCUGUGGGCUGUGAAUUACAAGUUAAAAUGUUCCGAUGGAUUCUUUAACAUUUCAGUAUGCUUUCAGUAUGUGUUAAGAUCGGAUGUCAUAUCAGAACUAUUUUGUGAUUGCUUGUCCUCCUGAGUGUGUACAUAUAUACAGAAUACAGAAAAAUAGAUUUAGUUCAAAAGCUGAGUUGCACUUCUAUUGUCUUUUAAAUUUGUAACUUCACUGUUUGUCAGAUCAAGGUCUCAUAAUUCACCUGCAGUGAUAUGAAUCAUCAUGUGUUGGUUAGCAAGUAAACACACACAAAAAAAAAUUCCCAACACAAAGCAUUUUCACAUUUUCACAUACUCUGUUCGUACUUUUCAAAAAACAAUUUGAAUUAAAGAACUGAUUACAUUUUGA
This is a messenger RNA of Engraulis encrasicolus (European anchovy), 2514 nucleotides long. RefSeq lists its product as uncharacterized. Gene Ontology annotation, cellular component: cytosol. Gene Ontology annotation, molecular function: arsenite methyltransferase activity. The record is from RefSeq and is a predicted model, not a curated record. Lineage: Eukaryota; Metazoa; Chordata; Actinopteri; Clupeiformes; Engraulidae. The coding region runs from base 174 to 1307 and encodes 377 amino acids. Gene Ontology annotation, biological process: toxin metabolic process; arsonoacetate metabolic process. The transcript has 11 exons.